UUGACAUCUGCCUUAACGCAACUCUAUAUUACUCUGGGAACAACACCAACUUUCCUGUUCCCAUGUGUUUCUGGUUACUUAAGUGGUUUCCUCUCCGAUUUCGGAAUUAGACCUUUGGAUCAACUGGGUAUCCAAGUAACAUUGAUGAAUAUCAGUAAAUCCUUCACUCUCCUUCUCACGAAUCAACGUAGAAUCACUUCUGGGAUUCUUUACUUCAUGAUUGUGGAGUUUGUUGGAUUAUUCUGUCCAUAUAUGAUCUUUUCGGCAUGUUAUUUUCUCAGAGUGGGGAAUACAGUCGUCUCUGAUUGUUCCUUCAUCAUUAUGAGUAUAUAUCCCAUAUUUGGUCCAUACUAUGUUCUCAUGUCCAACACAGAUUACAGGAACAGAGUAAAAGGCAUACUUAAAAAAGCUCAGGAACUGGGAUCUCGUUCACCGACCAGUUGA
Auanema sp. JU1783 is the source of this 444-nucleotide messenger RNA. NCBI's taxonomy places the organism in Eukaryota, Metazoa, Nematoda, Chromadorea, Rhabditida, Rhabditidae. The record is from the annotation of a GenBank genome assembly.